AUGGAAUUUCCUGAAUUAGGCCAGCAAUGCUCAUUGCAAGAUUGCAAACAACUAGAUUUUCUCCCAUUUACCUGCGCCAACUGUCAACAAAUUUUUUGUAAAAAUCAUUACAUCACCUCCGCUCACGACUGUAAAUGUCUCAAUGAAUUCUUCAGAAAACCAGAACCAACUCAACCAUCGGAAUUUUUCACCUGCAAUAAAGAAGAUUGUAAAGACAGGAGUCCGAUCGCUUUACCGUGUCCAUUCUGUAAACAACAUUUCUGCGUUUCUCAUCGCCAUCACGGAUGCAAAGACGAUCUCAUGAACAGCGAAAGAAAAAAACUAGAAGUAGAAAAAUGGAAGAAACCAAAAGAACAAUACAGAGCAGCUCAAGAAAACUGUGACCGAAAAGUAGAAAAAGCAUUACGAAAAGCCGAAACCACUCAGCUGCAACCGAUGGCGCAGAAAAUCCGUUUAAUGAAAAUUAAAGGCAAAGCUCUCGGUGAUGGGAAAAUACCCGCAGAUAAUCGUAUAUAUUUUUCGGUACAUCCACCAGCCACUGGUGAAAACUCUGAUCUCAAACCUGCUCCUUUGUAUACGUCGAAAGAUUGGUCUGUUGGUCGAACCAUCGAUUUAUUCUCGAAGAAGAUGAAAGUACCUAAUAAAAAUAACGAACCGAAUGAACCGAAGUUGAGAUUGUUUAAACUUUCGGACGGUGCUUUAAUCUCCAGCACUACGGAUAUCAUCAUGGCUAACUUGAUCGACAAAAGUAUUUUGAACGGAGAUUCGCUUAUUUUGAAUUACGUCAGUGAAGAGGUUUUGAAAAGUGGCAGUUCGGAUAUUCCUGACGAUCUUCUUCAGAAAUAUAAAUCAGCUGCUGUUUAGUUUUCACGUUGGUUUCAAAUUUUGUAUGUAUUUUUUUUUCAUGUGGAAUUCCAUUUUGCUGUGUAAAUGUUGAGUAAAAAUUCGAAUUCAUUAAUAAAUUUUGUUUCCUUCGUA
Molecule: messenger RNA, 978 nt
Organism: Planococcus citri (citrus mealybug)
Lineage: Eukaryota; Metazoa; Arthropoda; Insecta; Hemiptera; Pseudococcidae
Product: AN1-type zinc finger protein 1-like
Exons: 2
Coding region: 1-864 (287 amino acids)
Cellular component (GO): cytoplasm
Molecular function (GO): zinc ion binding
Source: RefSeq, a predicted model, not a curated record